Molecule: messenger RNA, 516 nt
Organism: Rhodotorula graminis WP1
Lineage: Eukaryota; Fungi; Basidiomycota; Microbotryomycetes; Sporidiobolales; Sporidiobolaceae
Exons: 1
Source: RefSeq, a predicted model, not a curated record
AGCACACUGUCCAACACUCUAUUGCACGGCUACAUCUGCCCCUGCCUCCCAGAGAGAUAUACCGAGAUGGCGAGCACGUCGUCUCCUCCCGCCCGCGCGAGCGCAUCGACCAAGUCGUCCCGCGACGCCUGCGGCAGUAUGUCCUGCAGCCGCACCAGCUUGUCUUCCUCCCGCUCCUCGUCCACCGCGCCAUACGCCGAGUCGUGCCCGCCCAUGCCGCCGCUCAAGUGCGCCGGCACGCUCGCCGACGCCGCGAGGCCGCCGAGCCCGCCGCCCAUGCCGCCGCCAAGCGACGCCGAGCUGCCGUAGCUAAAGCUCGUGCGGACGGGCAGUGGCGGCGGCGCACCGGAAGGGAGCGAGGGCGAGCCCGAGGGCGAGUAGCGCGCGUCGAGCGACGCACGCUCCGCCGGACCGUUGGGCAUGCGCGGCCCGCUGAUCGAGCGCGUGCCGCCGAUGGGCGUCACCGACGCCGACGACGGGCUCGUGAGGGCGAGGUUGGUCGAACUGAGGAGCUGC